Molecule: messenger RNA, 567 nt
Organism: Miscanthus lutarioriparius
Lineage: Eukaryota; Viridiplantae; Streptophyta; Magnoliopsida; Poales; Poaceae
Source: the annotation of a GenBank genome assembly
AUGUCUCCGAUCUGGGUGUUCGGGUACGGCUCGCUGAUGUGGAACCCAGGCUUCGCCUACGACGCCCGCCUCGUCGGCUUCGUCACGGACUACCGCCGCGUCUUCUACCAGGGUAACCUUCACACCCCCGCCUGCAAUCCGUCCGUCUUCACGGCCGCGCCCUCAAAUUACUCUUCCUUCGUUUGGCGGCCGUGGGGAGUUGCUUACAGAAUAAAGGAGGAAGAUAAGGAGAUAGCUAUGGAGUAUCUUGAAGUCAGGGAGAAGCAAUAUGAUGAGAAGGUUUACCUUGACUUGUAUACUGAUUCAUCGCCCAAAGUACCAGCUGUCGAAAAUGUGAUGGUAUACUUCGCCACCGCGAAUAAGGAGAGCAAUCAAAACUAUCUUGGUCCUGCACCUCUGGAUGAAAUGGCCAGGCAAAUUUACCUUGCUCAAGGCCCAUCUGGACCUAACAGAGAGUAUGUGUUCAAACUUGAGGAUGCCUUAAACAAAUUAGGAGCUGUAGACCAACAUGUCCAAGAACUGGCGAAUGCUGUGCGUGAGCAUUCUGACACCGAGUUAUCUAAGUGA